Chanos chanos (milkfish) is the source of this 1162-nucleotide messenger RNA. RefSeq names its product cathepsin S-like. The transcript is spliced from 8 exons. Bases 63 to 1049 code for a protein of 328 amino acids. Gene Ontology annotation, biological process: proteolysis. Lineage: Eukaryota; Metazoa; Chordata; Actinopteri; Gonorynchiformes; Chanidae. Gene Ontology annotation, molecular function: cysteine-type peptidase activity. The record is from RefSeq and is a predicted model, not a curated record.
GCCAGUCUUGAUUGAAGACGGAGCACCAUAACUUACCUGGAUUUCAAGUGUAUGCUUGAAGGAUGUUGAGGGCCUUGCUGAUUGUUGUGCUCUGUGGGGCGUCGAUGGCCCUGACGGACCCAAACCUGGACCUCCACUGGCAGAUGUGGAAGAAAACUCACUACAAGUCCUAUGAGAAUGAGGUUGAGGAGUUGGGCAGGCGAGAGCUGUGGGAGAGGAACCUGAAAUUGAUCACCCUCCACAAUCUGGAAGCUUCUAUGGGCAUGCACACAUAUGACCUGGGCAUGAAUCACAUGGGAGACCUGACGACUGAGGAAAUCCUGCAGCACUUUGCGGGGACUCGAGUGUCAAAGAACCUGAAAAGAGGACCCACAGAAUUUGUUAGCACAGAUGGGGUGUCACUCCCUGACUCCAUUGACUGGAAGGAAAAGGGAUACGUCACAGAUGUAAAGAACCAGGGGUCUUGUGGUUCCUGCUGGGCAUUCAGCGUAGCUGGGGCUCUGGAGGGCCAAAUGAAGAAAACCACAGGACGUCUGUUCUCUCUCAGUCCUCAGAACCUGGUGGACUGCUCCUCCAAGUAUGGGAACUUGGGCUGCAAUGGGGGAUACAUUGACAUGGCCUUUAAAUAUGUUGUUGAGAAUGGCAUAGAAUCUGAUGCAUCUUAUCCUUAUGUUGGUGUGCAACAACAAUGCCAUUACGAUCCUUCAAAGCGUGCUGCCAAUUGUUCUUCUUAUAACUAUGUAGCUCAAGGAGAUGAACAAGCACUGAAGGAAGCAGUGGCCACCAUUGGCCCAAUCUCUGUUGUCAUAGAUGCCACUCGCCCUCAGUUUAUCCUGUAUCGUAGUGGUGUUUACAAUGAUCCAUCUUGCACUCAACGCAUAAAUCACGCAGUCCUGGCAGUAGGUUAUGGGACACUGAACGGACAAGAUUAUUGGCUGGUGAAAAACAGCUGGGGAACAACCUUUGGAGAGGGCGGUUACAUUAAAAUGUCACGGAAUAAAGGAAACCAGUGUGGCAUCGCUUCAUACGCCUGGUAUCCAAUCAUGUGAACAGUGGGAAAACACACACACAAAAACGUUUUUAGUAAUUUGCUGUAUCAACUUGCAACCAAUGACAAGUUUGAUUCUGUUUAUACUUUUGUAUUAAAGAUUUUUUAACAGAA